AUGGACAUUGCAAUUUGCGAACACGAACACCGAAGUCCGCGAAAAGUCAAAGGACACCGGGUGUCUCGAGCACCUAUAUCCGAGGAAGACGUGGAGUCGUUCCUAUUGGACGAAGCAGCUCUCGUGAAGGUCAAGUUCGAGGAGUUUCUGAACACGGGUGACAACAGCAUCGGCCAAACCAGCAACAUCGCCUUCGCCGAGCCACAACUCCGCGAACACGAUGACGACUAUCUGAACCCGUCCAAACACAACCAAGGCCCCCUUCCAUCAGAGAAGUUCUGGAAACUCAGAGCUAACGUCAGUAACAUCAGUGCUGCGACGCCCAUCUACGAAGAGGGAUGCGCGUAG
Messenger RNA from Exophiala xenobiotica, 348 nucleotides. RefSeq lists its product as uncharacterized. The transcript has a single exon. The record is from RefSeq and is a predicted model, not a curated record. NCBI's taxonomy places the organism in Eukaryota, Fungi, Ascomycota, Eurotiomycetes, Chaetothyriales, Herpotrichiellaceae. The coding region runs from base 1 to 348 and encodes 115 amino acids.